AAAAUUAUAUAUUGUGCCUUUAACAGGAUGUGGUUUGUAGUGACCUUAAAAUGUGGCACUCAGUUUCAGAAAGAAAAAUUAAACCAGCAGCCCUUAAUAAAUUGACAUGUGGGCAAUAAAACAUGCACUCAGCACAGCAUGUUUGUGCUUACAAAAGUACACCAAAAAAUGUAUGACCUAUUUAUUAGGACCACAAGAAUGUUUGAUUUUGAUGAGCUUACUGUUUUGUGUCUUCUCAGGAUGUGGAACGACACAGAUCUUCUAAGAAAUUAUACCUUUUCUUGUGCGUCCCCGUCUGUGGAGGGUUACCGUUACUUUGGCGUCCUCUUGGGAUCGACUGUGACCUUGGUAGGAACCAUAGGGAAUAUUCUGACCGUCCUCGCCUUUGCUACUGAUGCCAGCCUGAGGACACGUUUCAAUGUUCUCAUAGUAAACCUUGCCCUCGCUGACCUUCUUUACUGCAUGAUCCUCCAACCGGUCAGUGUUGAUUCAUACCUGCACCUGCACUGGAGAGGUGGAGCCACGUGGUGCCGUAUGUUUGGAUUCCUCCUGUUCCUGUCCAACAGCGUGUCCAUUAUUACAUUAUGCCUCAUCGCUUUGAGCCGUUAUUUGGUUGUUGCGCAUCGCACUUCUCGCUGUGCCCGUCUGCUCCUGUCCCACCGUGGAGUGGCGGUGCUCCUGAUCUCAUCCUGGCUACUGGGUGUAGCCAGUUUCGCCCCACUUUGGCCCGUCUACGUGUUUGCCCCACAAGUGUGCACCUGCAGUUUUCACCGGACUAAAGGGCGGCCUUACACCACCGUGCUGCUCUUCCUGUACUUCUUCUUGGGCCUGGGUUGUGUGGGCCUUUUCUACUUUCUGAUCUACCGUAAGGUGCGUGUAGCCUCUAAGGCUUUUUUGAAGUACAGGCCCAGUCGUCGCUCAUCAGAACGCAAGAGGGCUAAAGCCGAAACAACGACGGAUGACAGCGGGAUCAGUGCUGGAGCUUCAACAACUCAAAGCUGUGAGAUCAGUCAUGAUGAGGCAGGAGCGGAGCAGAAUAAGAACAAAGCACUGGAGAAAUCUGAGGGCCACACAAGCACAAAAGAACCAAAAAACUCCAUUCAAGAUGCCUCAAAAGACACAGAAACAUCUUCUAAACCAACUCCGGUAACAAUUCAGACCACUCCAGCUGCCAACUCAGGAGAGGACAGUGAAUUUAAGCGUGUAACUCGAAUGUGCUUUACAGUUUUCUUGUGUUUUGUUGGCUGUUUUGCGCCAUUUCUGCUGCUGAAUGUCGCUGAUAAGGCGAACCGUGCGCCACAGGUCAUUCAUAUGUUUUGUGCAAACCUCACUUGGUUAAAUAGUUGCAUUAACCCUUUGUUGUACGCAGCCAUGAACCGGCAGUUUAACCAGGCCUACAAAGACCUACUAGGCAAAGCUGUACGUCCAUUAACCUGGAUAUGGAGAACCCGUCGGUUCACAAUAAGAUAAGCGAUAAUGAAGAAUGUAAUCCGACUCAUUUCAAUCUGAAAGUGAUCUUGUGCUGUAUAUGUUCAGUGACUUCACAUAUUAUGCAUAAUUUAACAUGGAGCUGCACUCCAUUCAUUCAGUGGAGAACAUCACAGCAGGCACGUGCAGAGGGGGGUGCGAUGGGUGCUUGAGCACCUGCCCCUUUCCCCUUGAUGCCCAAAGU
Molecule: messenger RNA, 1672 nt
Organism: Sinocyclocheilus grahami
Lineage: Eukaryota; Metazoa; Chordata; Actinopteri; Cypriniformes; Cyprinidae
Product: G-protein coupled receptor 84-like
Exons: 1
Coding region: 139-1470 (443 amino acids)
Biological process (GO): neuropeptide signaling pathway
Cellular component (GO): plasma membrane
Molecular function (GO): urotensin II receptor activity
Source: RefSeq, a predicted model, not a curated record